This is a messenger RNA of Xyrauchen texanus (razorback sucker), 2515 nucleotides long. RefSeq names its product gastrula zinc finger protein XlCGF57.1-like. Lineage: Eukaryota; Metazoa; Chordata; Actinopteri; Cypriniformes; Catostomidae. The record is from RefSeq and is a predicted model, not a curated record. Gene Ontology annotation, molecular function: DNA-binding transcription factor activity, RNA polymerase II-specific; RNA polymerase II transcription regulatory region sequence-specific DNA binding. Bases 41 to 1708 code for a protein of 555 amino acids. Gene Ontology annotation, cellular component: nucleus. Gene Ontology annotation, biological process: regulation of transcription by RNA polymerase II. The transcript has 4 exons.
AGGAAGGACCGCUCAGCGCAACUUUUCUGAUAAGAAUCUGAUGUAUCAGUCUUUUCAGAGUCAACCGACUCUAGUCAUCUUAUUACUGGCUGACACGCGUAACCAGCCUCAGGCCUUUACCACAAGCAACUUUGUAAGUGAAUCAUCUCAUCUCACCAUGAAACCAAACGACUCUCAAUCUCCGCUGCCUGUACAGGAGAGUAAUACAAGCCUUUUAGUGGAGGACAGAGCAGAAGAAGCCAUCCAGACAAUAUUCUGUGACGCUAAUGAUGAGAGGAUCUGGUCUGAAAAUCAGGAAGGCUUGUUGCAGACAUCAUCUGAGCAACCUGAAAUGCCACAAGAGAAAGAGUCCUUUGAAUGUGAGCAGUGUGGAAAGGUCUUUCCAAAGAUGCAUGGUCUUGCACACCACAAGCAUGUACAUUCAAGCAUAAAGCGACAUAGUUGUGAAAAGUGCGGGAAGAAGUUCAAACAGUUUAGAGCGCUAGAGACUCAUCUCCGUACACAUAUGCCGAAGAAUGAGAAGAAGAAAUUCCCCUGCAGCACCUGUGGGAAAAGCUUUAAACAUCUUUCAUUACAUCAACUGGUUCAUGCUGAAGUCAGGCCUUUUACUUGUGAUAUAUGUGGACAAGGAUUUACAGUCAAAGGAAAUUUAAAUAAGCACCAAAGGGUGCAUACGGGCGAAAAGCCAUAUGAAUGUGAGACGUGUGGAAAAUGUUUCGCCGAAAUGGGGACCCUAAACAUGCACAAGAAAUUUCAUUCAAGUGACAGGCCAAUAAAAUGCAGCUACUGCAAUAAGAGUUUCAAGAACCGCAAUCAUUUGCAACGGCACCUUCCGGUGCACACAGGUGAGAGGCGACACGCGUGUCAAUUCUGUGGAAAAAAAUUUGCACAACAUGAGGCUAUGAGACGCCACAUACUCAUUCACACCGGUGAAAAGCCAUACAUCUGUGAGGUGUGUGGUGUUCGAUUCAGACAGAGAAGCAAUUUGAAAAUUCAUUUGCGGAUGCAUGGAAAUGCGCAGUUUACGUGUGAAGUGUGUGGAAAAACUUUCCAGCAUGAUUUUUUGCUACAGGAUCACAUUCUAACACACAAUCAGAUUGGAAAUUCAUCCGAUAAGAAAGUUGCUUAUGGCUGUGAUGUGUGUGGAAAGUUUUUGAGCUCUGCCUAUGGGUUGAAAAUUCAUCUGCAACUUCAUUCAUAUAACUGCAAACCUUUUCCUUGCAAGUUAUGCGAGAGGAGGUACAACAGCGCAUAUAGCCUUCGGAUACAUGAGCAGCUUCAUACAGGAGAGAAACCUUUCAAAUGUGAGAUAUGUGGAAAGGGCUUUGUACGCAAAGGGUCCUAUAAAACCCAUGUGUUUAGCCAUUCUGGAGAAAGACCUCACAAAUGCAUAGUGUGUGGGAAAACGUUUAAAUGGUCCACCUCUCUGAAAAUCCAUAAACUUAUUCAUACUGAUAAAAAACCUCACAAGUGUGAGACAUGUGGAAAGUCCUUUCAGUUAUCUGGAAACUUAAAGCGACACAUGUGUGUUCACUCUGCGGAGGAGCCAUUCAGCUGCGAGGUCUGUGGGGAAAGGUUUGUAAAACUCAAUAAUAUGAAGGAACAUAUGCAAAUCCACACUGGGGUGAAGCCCUACACUUGUCAGACUUGUGGGAAGACAUAUGCAUAUCUUCGACACUACAAUGAUCACAAAUGUAAACCUGCAUGAAAAGAACAAUUUGACUCAUGGUAGGAACUUGAAUUGUAGAACCCCUUUCAUAUUUUUGUUUUAUCUUAACAUUUCUAGUUAGACCUAAAGCUUUAAACAAUGAAAUCGAUGUGGCCAAAAUCCUAUGAGUAAUUUGUAUUGUAAUGAAUGAUCUGUUAAAAAGAGCUACACUCACUGAGCACUUUAUUGUGAACACCUGUACACCUACUUAUUCAUGCGAUUAUCUAAUCAGCCAAUCAUGUUGCAGCAGUGCAUAAGGUCAGGAGCUUCAGUUAAUGUUCACAUCAACCAUCAGGCGAAAAUCUAAUUUUGAUCUCAUUUGAUCUCCGUGAUUUCGACGUGGCAUGAUUUUUGGUGCCAGAUGGGCUGAUUUGAGUAUUUCUGUAAUAUAGUAGUAUAUGCUGUCUCUAGAGUUUACUCAAAAUGGUGCCAAAAACAAAAAACAGUUCUGCAGAUGGAAACACCUUGUUGAUAUGAGAGGUCAACAGAAUGGUCAGACUAAUUCGAGCUGACUACAUUAAGAAAGUCUACGGUAACUCAGAUAACCACUCUGUACAAUUGUAGUUAGCAGAAUAGGAUCUCAGAAUGCACAACAUUUCAAAACUUGGGGCCUAUUUGUCUUCCUUAUAAAGUGAUCAGUGUGUGUAUAUUGUGUUACCGCUAUUAUCUGUCAUAAGCACUUCUUCUAAUUAGGAAUGCUGUCUGAGGGAAUAAAACCUUCAUGGCACUUAUUAAUGAUCUUUCGUAUGCAGUCUGUAAGACUAAAUGUAAUCAUAAGUCAGACUGGACCCUGCAUCCUUUGAUAGC